AUGAGCGACCAAAUGUCUCCGGACUUUGUGUUGAUGCGCCUCCUCGUCUCGCACCUGGAACAGCCCGAACACGUCACGUCCGGAAAAGGGGCUCUACCUCACGCCGUCUUCGACGUGGACGCCGGGGGCCCCCCGCAGGACAUAGGAUCCGCGUCCCCGCACUACAGCUCCCCUUUGCCCGGCCAUGGGGAGCUGGAAGGUGGGUUGCUCUCGCAGGAGAACCCCUCGGGAUCCGAGGAGGGCUUGGACUUCCCGGCCACGGGGAGGCAAGGGUCCAGGGCGCAGUUGAUGGUUUUCCGGAACCAGCUCAUGGACUUCAGUCUGGAGCAGCCCCCACUGGAGGGGAAGGAGACCUGUUGGUCGCACUCUUCGGGGUCAGGCUCGACUUCAGCCGGGGGCGCAGAGGAGCGAGACCCCUGCCACCCACCGUCUUUAGACGAGAACCUUCAGUGGCGUACCGAAGGGUCUGGUCCGUCCGGGUCGGUCCUCUGCCACCCCCUGGCCAAGUGGCCCAGGAAGAAUUGUGGCUGUGAUGAUGAGGAGAUGGUCCUGACUCUGAACCCGAGUGCAGAGCGGCUGGGAGGCCAACGAGGAGAUGAAAGGGGCCGGUGUUCCUGUCUGCUGGCUGCCAGGGGGAUGGCACCGGGCGAGGACCCCAGCGAGACCAGUGACGCCCUGCUGGUCCUGGAAGGGUUAGGGGCGGAGGCUGACGUCAAGGAAGUGGGGACGUGUAGGGGGGCGGACCCUGUGUUUUGCAGUGGGACCCUCAGCGGGCUGAUGCAGCAGGUCCACAGACUAGCUGGAGAAGCGGGUGUCUGCACCCAUCAAACUUGGAGGCCCCCUGCACCUGUCCACGGUGCCCCCUGCAGCCAGAUUGGAGCUUCCCCUGCCGGCCCCCCGUCCCCAGAGCCGCGGCGUCACCUGCAGCAUCAGUCGCGCUCCCAACCCCAAAGCCGGGCCACCACUCCAAAACUUGGCUUGGCAGCAGGGGGGCGCUCGGCUUCUCCGCUGGUGGUCCCGGAAGGGGACCCGGGCGGAGAAAGGACGUCCAGGGGUAAAUCCAGGAAAGGGGGGUCUCUGAGGGUGCGCCUCAGUAGACUGUUUCGUACUAAGAGUUCAUGCGGGGGUGCCGGAGGCCUUCUGGACAAGAGGCCGUCCCUGGCUUCGACCACAUCGUCGGCGGGGAGCCUGGUGGACAUCUGGGGUUCCACCGGUCUGUGGGGGUCUACCUGCGGCAAUGCGCAGGACUUUGUCGCUGUGAUGUCACUUCCUUACUUGUGCGUAAUGGCGCUUCCUGUCUUUUCUGACUUUGUGCAUGAAGGUGAAACGGUCUCUUUGGUGGACGUGGAGAUCUCUCGGAGGAAUUGUCUCCACCCUCCGACGCCUCCACCUCCACCCAGACGCAGCCUCAGUCUGCUCGAUGAUUUGGGGGGUGCGCCUUCGCCGGGAGUUACGUCAUCAGAGCGCAUCGACGGGGCCUCGAUGCAGUCGCUGCCUCCCCGACCCUCCCUGUCAACCAUCCAGCACAGCUUGAGUCUGAAUGACUCGUUCCCGCGGGUUCCGUCCAGGCCCGUCCCUCACCUGCCGGCGCCCCGCCUAGCACCUCGCUGCCCCCCGGAGCAUCCCGACGCCGGCAAUUUCGCCAGCAGCCUCCGUGAACUGGAAAAGUGUGGUUGGUAUUGGGGUCCGAUGACGUGGGAGGAUGCCGAGAUGAAGCUGAAGGGCAAAGCGGACGGCUCCUUCCUGGUGCGAGACAGUUCGGACCCCCGCUACAUCCUCAGCCUGAGCUUUAGGUCGCAAAGCGUCACUCACCACACGCGCAUGGAGCACUACCGAGGUACUUUCAGUCUGUGGUGUCACCCCAAGUUUGAGGACCGCUGCCAUUCGGUGGUGGAGUUCAUUGAACGCGCCAUUAUGCAUUCGAAGAACGGGAAGUUUCUCUACUUCUUGCGUUCACGGGUGCCAGGUCUGCCUCCGACACCGGUGCAGCUGCUGCAUCCUGUGUCCCGCCUAAGCAGCGUCAAGUCGCUGCAGCACCUGUGUCGCUUCUGCAUCCGCCAGCUUGUUCGCGUGGACCACAUCCGGGAGCUGCCGCUACCCACGCCGCUGAUCUCCUACCUGCGCAAGUUUUAUUACUACGACCCCGAAGAGGAGGUCAACCUUGCCAAGGAGGCCGACGACGCAGAAACGUAG
This is a messenger RNA of Nerophis lumbriciformis (worm pipefish), 2193 nucleotides long. Lineage: Eukaryota; Metazoa; Chordata; Actinopteri; Syngnathiformes; Syngnathidae. The record is from RefSeq and is a predicted model, not a curated record.